GUUUUUAAAUUGAAGCGUCAUUGACCGCGCUGAGCGUUACAUAACAAGCGUCGGUUGUUAAUAUGUUGCCAUGUUUACUUUAACGAGUCUCGACUUGCUCGCGUCGAUCGGGUCGAAUAAAAUAUUACAAUAAAAUACUGGCAAUUCAAUUUUGUCAGUAUUUUGCAACUUAUUUCAAUAUUUUAAAUUAUUUUCCUAUGGACCAAAAUUUGUAGGUACAUAUUCCUAAAACAGCAAUUCAGUUAUUAAAGUCACAUGAGUGAAACACCAUACUCCGGUGAAAUAUGCAGGUUUGACAAGCUCGCAUAAAGUAUGUUCCUUGUAAUCAAUCUGCGAUUCAAAUAGAAAUGAAAAUCUAAUGUCAAUAUAUAUUAUGUAUUAUGUAAAUAAAUUAAGGUGUCAGCGCAAAGUUAUGCAAAUAUUUGGUUCAACAACGACUUUUGGCAAAAUCAAUUUUAUUUCUUGGUCAACUUAUAUGUAUCACGAAAUACAGCUUCUAGUAGUUCUAGUAAUAUUUUCUAAUGUAAAUGCUACUUACUAACAAGAUCCUGCACUGAAUUAAUUAACAAGAAGACCCAUUGAUCGUGAUUUCAAUUUUCAUUUUAUUCCUCUGAAGAAUCAUAUAAUGCAAUCUAUGAUUCGUUAUUACGCUAUGUACCUAGCGUAUACUACACAGUAGCCAGAUUUUUACCCAUUUAACAUUCUUAAAAUAAAUACCUACAACAUACACAUUUAAGUUCGCUUAAAAUUUAAAUUACAUUCUGAAUCACUCAAUUAAUGUCUCUUAAAGUUUUAUAAAGACUCACUGUUGGUUAACCAAUCAGCUGGCUACCUUUUAACAAUAGUUUUGUUAGGAUUCUAGCAGCGUCUAGUGAUUGGUUUACCAUUCCAUUAGUGAUUAGUCCAUUACGCAGGAUGUUCAUUGUUCAAGCUUAAAAAGUCCAUAAAAAUCCAACAGGGUUCAUUAACACAUGGUUUACGAUCACAUUUUGAGCGAAACACGUAUUAGCACUUUCACAUAAAAUUAAACUUAUAUUAACACCAUUUUACGAAAGAAUUAGUCGAAAUUUGAGCGUGAAUCGAACGUAUACCGACUGGCGUACGUCCGCUCUGUUACCCGUCGGUAGCGGACUGGCGGGGCGGGCAGAGGGGGGAGUCGCACUUUUGGCGCCCUCUCUUUGAAACUCCAUUCGACAAGUCUCCGGCAAGUUCAUAUAAAGCACCUGUCCCUCCAAGUCUCGUAUUAUUCUCAAGCGAGACUCCGCUCCGCCUGUAACGGCAGCUAUCCUAAGCUAACUCAUAUCGUACUUAAGUAUACUCAAUAUGUCUAGUGAAAAAUACUUUUUUAUUGCGUCGGUGUGCGUGGUGGCGAUAUUCGUCAGCAGAUCAACGGCAGGACCGGCGCCAAAGGUUGUCAACAUUGAGGACGUCCUAAACCGGACUGUCUGUCCCUUCAAAGUGGACAUCGACAUAAACGAGGAUCGAGUGCCGCGGCGGAUAAAAAUGAUCCGCUGCGCCGAACAACCCAACCACUGGUGCAGGGCGAACGCGAUCCCCGACCACGAGUGCUGCCAUCACAAGCACUCCAACCACGAGAUGGAAUGUGUGGAGGUGCGGGACAAGGCGCUAGUGUACUACAAGAGCUCGGAUCGGACGGACUACAUGGACGUGACAGUGGGCUGCACCUGUAUGAUAGGGACGGUGAACACAGUGCACGCGGGGUCAUAGGGCCACCGCCGCGGCCGGCGCCGACACCGCCGCUGCCGCGCUCGGCACAUGGUACAAAGUUCCUAUUCGCACCCUCGCAAAUGCAGUCGGCGACAUAAGACUAAAAAAUUCGUGACAUAAUCAUGAAAAAAGUGCCAGUGAAUGAUAAAUAGGGUUGUGGACCAGUCAAAUCUUCAGCUAUGAAGAAUCAGGUACUAUGAAGUUAGAAGAACGCAUUCUGCGAAAUGACAAUAAUCCACCUUCUUUAAAUUAGUUUUUAUUGAUUUUAAAAUGUGAUUGAAAGCGCAAAACAUUUUUUUUUCUUAUUUUUUCAGUGUGUGUCCGGAUGUUUAAUUUAAUGAUCGCUGUGAAACGAUUUAAUUUAUUUGAAUAUUGGAAUUGUAUAUAGGCUGAGAAUGAAGUGAACGCUUGUUUGUCAGAAUGUGUCUCUAAUUUAUUUAUUUAUUAACUAGGACAAUUUUAUGGUUGUGAUUUAAAUGGACUUUGCCGCGGACUAGCGGAGUAUACAUAGGUAUUAUUCAUUUAAGGUUGCUUAAAUUGUUAAAAGUAUUAUGUUAGAGUAUUAAAUUAUUGUUAUGUUUGUAAGUUAGGUAAAUGUUAAGUGUGUUGUUAGUCAGCUAGUGAGAAAUUGUAAUUGUGACCAGUGAACUCGCAGGCCGAGCGAAAGUCCAUAAUGCCCUCUUUAUAAGAUUAUUGUAAUAGGAAGAAUAAAUUGUUUU
This is a messenger RNA of Cydia fagiglandana, 2447 nucleotides long. RefSeq lists its product as uncharacterized. The transcript has a single exon. Bases 1324 to 1728 code for a protein of 134 amino acids. Lineage: Eukaryota; Metazoa; Arthropoda; Insecta; Lepidoptera; Tortricidae. The record is from RefSeq and is a predicted model, not a curated record. Gene Ontology annotation, molecular function: cytokine activity. Gene Ontology annotation, cellular component: extracellular region.